GCAACACUCAGUUCAAAAUAAAUCUGAUUAUCAUCAUCACAUCUUUUACUUCAAGUUUUACAGAGUUUGAGUUCAGUUUGGCUCCAACAGGACCUUUAAACACCGAGGCAGCAAAGCAUCAUACAAGAUCUGACGUCAAACUUUAAUAUGAGACAAGUGACUGUUCACCUCCUCCUCCUCUUCCUCUUCCUCCUCCUCCAUCCUCUGACCUCAGAAGACCUGGAGGAGAAUGAAGAUGAGGAGGCGAAUGAAGUUCAGGUGGAGGUCAUAGUUGACAGCACCCCCUGCAGCAUCACCUGUGGGCUGGGGGUUAGAACUCAAACCCUGUGUUUAAUGAGAGAUGGAAAUACGGCCAUAGAGGACGAUGGGAGGAGUACAGGGGGAACAGAGGUGUCGGAGGAGUGUCGUGUCCGUACGGUGAACUGUGUGGAGUCGUGGCAGUGUGGACUCAGGACCAUGACUGUGACUUCAGGACAGAAAGUGGAGAUCGACUGUCUGGGAGAAGUCAUGAAGGAGAUUGGGAGGUUCUCCUGGAGGGUGUCGUGGCGUUACGCCCGAGGAAUAAUCAGCUCCGAUGACUCUCUGUUUAGUCAGUGGGAAGCUCCUCUGCUGGACCGGCUGAUUCUGGACCCCGUCAGGGAGGAGGACGCAGGUACGUAUAGCUGCGUCGUGCAGGACGCCGCCUACCGCAGGGUGAAGAUGGUUUACUGGGGGAUCCGGGUUUUGCCUGUCGGCAUUCUCAAUCUGGACUACGAAAGCUCUCUGGCCCAGUGGGACUCCAGUGGAAACCAGCCGAACCAGAGCGUGUCAGACCACUGGGUGGCUUUUCUCUGCACCAUGCUGAUCGUUGUGAGUCUGGUAGUGGUCGGUGCUGGACUGAUGCUGGUUCCUCUACUGGACAGUGAAGAUGAGGAAGAUCAGGCAGUUUGACUGAUCCAUCGCUCACCGCACAAACAAUUAAAGCUUCAGUAGGCAGAA
This is a messenger RNA of Sebastes umbrosus (honeycomb rockfish), 978 nucleotides long. RefSeq names its product transmembrane protein 81 (gene tmem81). The transcript has 6 exons. Bases 148 to 930 code for a protein of 260 amino acids. The record is from RefSeq and is a predicted model, not a curated record. NCBI's taxonomy places the organism in Eukaryota, Metazoa, Chordata, Actinopteri, Perciformes, Sebastidae.